AUGAAUCUCCCAGACAAGAUCCUCGAGAAACGACUCGCCUUUUAUCCGCUCUGGACCCUGCCAAUUCACGGCCUCAUUCGCUCUUUUCGCAGUAUCACCUCGCUCUUUCGCAGAGCCUUCUUCCUCCUGAAUAUCCUGGAUUCUAUAUUCCUAGAAUCUGGGAUACCCAUCGCCUCCACGCCUCGGAACUCGGGGAAAAACCGUGACUGGGCUGUCCUCAAUUAUCGUCCGCGAGACUCUAGGGCACCGCAAGACGCAGUAUUUGAUACAAGCUGGGAGAAUCUCUGUUUAGCAGGAAGAUUUGAUUUCAAAAAAACCACUUUUACGGUCUUCUCUCAGUAG
Monascus purpureus is the source of this 342-nucleotide messenger RNA. The record is from the annotation of a GenBank genome assembly. Lineage: Eukaryota; Fungi; Ascomycota; Eurotiomycetes; Eurotiales; Aspergillaceae.